Messenger RNA from Closterium sp. NIES-67, 2270 nucleotides. NCBI's taxonomy places the organism in Eukaryota, Viridiplantae, Streptophyta, Zygnematophyceae, Desmidiales, Closteriaceae. The record is from the annotation of a GenBank genome assembly.
CAUCCCACCCAAGCAGAGAGACCCACCCACGCCUCACCGUUCCACGUCCUCGCCCAGCCAUUAUUGCCGCUCCAGUCACCUGAGCGGAUUCGCCGCUGUCGAAACCCAGUUAUUUCUUCUCAGGAUCCCUUGUCCUCAUAUCGAGUUGCACGAAUUCUCCUGACAAGAAGAUAUUUUUUUCCGGCUUUUCAGGGCAGAACAGCUUACCCGGAAGAAGUAUCUCGCGUGCAUGAUUCCGCCAGAUCCGCUCACAUAGCACCGAGGUGCCUUAGUAACGCGAGGUGCCAGAUCCGAGGUCUACGCGAAGUAUACUUCCAUCUUGGGGCAUAUUUCGAGGCGCCUUAGUCACGCACGGCUGAAUCUCGUCCGCUGAGUCUGGUCUCACGGCUGAAUUUCGCCAGUAGUUAAAGCCUGUCAAAGCCCGCGGCCCGAAUGGCAGCAGUGGCGGUUCACGACAGUCAGCAGCCGCGAAUGACGGUAGGGGUAACGGCAUCCGCGACAGCAGCGGUAACCAGCAUCGAUUUCCAUCAGGUGCAACAGCAAUACCAGCACCACCAACACCAGCACCAGCAGCAGCAGCAGAAGCGUCCGUUAGAGAAGCUCGCUUGUCGUUUCGAGGCGCUCAUCUCGUCGGAGUCAGCGGAAGCUCGAUCCCGACCCCGCGGAGAGGCGGUAAGCGGAACGGACGACGACGCGGAGGAUUCUUUCCCGGCGGAACGCGCGCAGGAAGCCCGCGCGGAGUGGACCAGCGCCAGCGAGAGAGCAUCCCCCGCGCCCGUGUCCGCAGGUCCGCGCGCGUGGAGGGUCGGCGGAAGCUGCGGGAACCUAGCGAGCGAGUUUAGGAGCGGCGAAAGCGACGACAGCGGCGGCGGUGCUAGUAGCGCUUCUGGUAGCGGCAGCGGCGGGGAGGAUUCGGCGCCUUGUGACGGGGAGAGUUCCGCAUCUUGCGGGGAGGUUUCUAGAAGUCUCCGCGUGCGGGAGUUUGCGGAUGCGUGCGACGGCAUCGGGCAGCUGUUCUCGGUUCUCGGGCCCGCGUUUGCGUUCGCUGGAAAGGAGUUUUUCGACAAGGUGGCGGAUUUGCACGUGGCGGGGCGCGAGUUCGGCACGCUGGCGGAGAUGAUGGCGGAGGACCAGCGGAGGGGGGUCGCGCGGGUGAAGGGGAGCCACACGCGCAACCUGCUGCGCGUGGUGCGCGGACUGGACCUCAACCGGCGCAUCUUUGCGCUGCUGCUGCAGGACAGCUCCCAGCCGCUGCGAGUGUACGCGGGGCAGGCGUACAGCGAGGUGUUCAGCGCCGUGCACCCGUGGCCUGUGCGCAGCCUCGUCGCCGCGGGGCUCUUCACGCUGCCGUCCACGCCCGCCUUCCUGCUGCUGCUGGGGGAGUCGGACACUGCGUGGCAGCAGCGAGCGCAGCGGUUUGUGGCAGCGCUGUCGCCGGUCAUCCAAGCCGUGGACCACCUCUUCCUCUCGCAAGGACUCGGCCUCGACUGGUGACUCUCCGGUGACUCCUCCCCCUGGUGCCUCGACUGGUGACUCGCCUCGCAGCUGCGUCCACCUCUAGUGACUCGCAGCUGCCGGUCGCCUGCUGGUUGGUAACCGCUGCCUGCCUGCCUGCCUGGCACCUACCCUGGAGCGAAUGUGCCUUCUUCUGCUCCUCCAUUCUUCCUUCCAGCCAACUCGUCCCUAGGGCGACCUGGCUGGGCUCAGCUUGUGCAUCUCUCAUGGACAUCAAUUGGUACCGUACCAGUAGCUGGACAGGGGGCAGGCCACAGGUGACAGGUCACUUGUGGGCGCAUGAGGAUGCAUGAAUAAGCCUUGCUUCGGGCCCAGGGCAGGGCAGGGCAGGCCAACCACAAGAGGCAACAGCAGCAGGAUCGCAGGGGUUGGUGGGGUGGGGAGAUAGAAGCAAGGAGCGCAAGACGCAGGAAGGGGUUCACUAUAUACCAGUAUGCAGACCAUGGUGGGUGGGCGGCUAAUGCCUUUGGAUAUGGUCGGCUGGGGGCAUGGCCUUGCAGUGAUGAUGAAGAGACCGCAGUGCAGUUUACCUUGGCUGGAGGCCAAGGCCCCCCCCCCUUGUACCUUUCCGUACCGUAUGGUCGCCUCCCCUCCCCUCCCCUCCCCUCCUCGUAUGCCCAGAGGACUCUGUAAAGCCGGACUAGUGGCUUGUCCAGUCGAGUGGUGCUUUUCCUAUCUAUCCUUCUCGCUUUGUUGGUUUGUUUGUGCAUACUGUAGUGUGAACUGCGGAUAUUGGAUGGACCUUGCUUCUACUU